This is a messenger RNA of Metarhizium acridum CQMa 102, 1062 nucleotides long. The record is from RefSeq and is a predicted model, not a curated record. NCBI's taxonomy places the organism in Eukaryota, Fungi, Ascomycota, Sordariomycetes, Hypocreales, Clavicipitaceae.
AUGAUUUCCAGAACCAUCUCCUAUUCGACGAGUGAUCAGGACGACAACUGCUUGAUUACUGUGCGCUAUGCUGAGGCUAUAUUCUAUCUUCAAUGGUCGCCACAAGAUCUAGAUUCAGCACCCGAGCUAUUACAAGAUUAUUUGGCACACCUUGACGAACUAAAGAACGAGGAUGACGACCAUAGUAGCUCAGACAGACUUAUACUACCUUUCGAAGCUCUCAUAGAUCAGCUAGCCCCAGCAAGCAAGCAGGGUCCAUCUUCCCUUCAUGACUACCUAUAUCCUCGAUGGUUUUUGCUCAAAGCAACUGUCAAUGCGGACCGCCGGACUAUCCUGCCAGUGCACAUAAAGGAGGAGAACUCUCCGUUCUGUCAACCUGGCUUGGCCCUUUACUCUAAACAGAUAGGCAGCUUAGAUCUCGGCAAAUGGGUACCGAGACUAUUCUCGUCACACGAGAUUGAACUGCCAGCAGACGCAGAAAAACAUCCACUUCUACACCGCCCGACCAAGGUAAUCACAAAGGAGUCGCAGACGGAAUACUUCUUUAAAGGUCUCGGCCCGGGAUUUGAGGGGACUAUCAACGAGCUUGUGGCGCUUCGAACCAUUGAUGAAGCCGCCGAGUGCGGAACACUCGCUUCUGAUGCUCGGUUCUGCCGCUUAUAUGGCCUUGUGGUGGACACGGUAGGUCCACGCAGGUUUGAUAAGCGUGUAGUUGGCAUGUUGCUCAACUACAUUAAGCCCAAACGGCCCGGGAUACUUGGUACUCUCCAAUACGUUGCCUACGAGGAACACAGUCGCAAAAAUCUUCACCGUUGGGCUAACGACCUGAACGAAAUCCUCGGCGCUUUACAUCGAGCUGGAUGCAUAUGGGGGGAUGCCAAACCAGAGAAUGUGCUUGUUGAUCAUGACGACAAUGUUUGGAUUGUUGACUUUGGGGGUGGCUAUACACCUGGCUGGGUAGAUGAAGAGCAGCAGGGUACACAAAGGGGCGACUUAGCAGCUAUGGAGAAAAUACAACAGUGGCUUGAACAACGGGAGCUCGGCGAGGCUAGGUUGACUUGA